UACUCUACUGAAGUGAACUUCUUGUCCAUUUUGCUUCUUGUAUAUCUGCGGCACAGGUUGGGGAAUCGUUUUCGCUUCAACCCACAUCCAAAUUUUACUCUCGAAUUGAGCAUCUUCUGUCUCCAGGGUUUUCCAGAACGUUGUCCCUUAGAACCCUUAGAAAUCAGAAAUGGCGUCAAUUAACUUCGGAUGGUUCGGGGAGAACUGGUUUCAGAAGCCCCAAAACCCAGUUUCUCCAUUCCAGUUCGUCUCAUUGAAUGAAGCCCAUUUUAAAAAACGCUCUCAACCCCCAAACUUCGCUUUCAUAAGCGGUUCGAAUCUCUUCGGUAAACGGAAAAAGUCAGAGACUCCCCGAACGCCCGGCAAGUACAAGAGAAUGCUCGAUGAGUUCUUCUGGGAAUGUGAGAACCUCCCCGAUUACAGACAUGCACCAGACGUGGAGAAGAUACUCAAUGAUGACCCAGUUUUCGAGAAGAAGGAGAAUCCCACUGAAGAAGAGAUUAAAGAGAACGCUCAAUGGUGGGAGGAGUUCAGGAAGAGCCCCGUUGUUAAGUUCUUGAGAAGGGUUGAAGAGAUUGAUGACAAAAUCAAUGAAUUGGAGCUUAAAGAGAAUGAGUCUCCAUUCAGGAAAGAGGACAAGAAGCUCUGGCAGGCCUUGCCCCAUGUGCCCGGGUUGGAUGGGCGGCCAAUGCCUAGAAAAGCAAUUAAGACACAGAAAGAGUCGGAUGAUAAGUUCUGGGAUUUUGCGAGGCAAUUCUUCUUCGGGCUGUGGGGAUUUCGACAGAGGCCAUACCCUCCGGGUCGCCCAAUCGAUGUUGCGCAAGCCAUUGGAUACAAGCGACUAGAGAAGCGAUACUAUGACUUUAUCAUGAGGAGUGGUGGUUGGUUCUACAAAGAUCGAUUGGGGCGCACAAGAGGACCACUUGAGCUGAUUACGCUGAAAACUGCUUGGGCUGGAGGAAUAAUUGACAAAGACACUUUCAUCUGGGGGGAGGACAUGGAUGAAUGGGCACCCAUUGGCAUGGUAUAUGGCUUGGAAAAAGCAAUUGCUACUUGGGAAGUUCGUCUAGGAGCUGGUGCAACAGCUUUCAUUCACAAGCUCAUGAAAGGAAUACCUCCCUGGGUUCCAGUGAAGGGGCAUGAGAAGAAGACUUAUAAGCAGGUUCAAAAAGAGGCACUUGAGAGCAAGAGACGUGAUUUAGCAGUACUUGAAGCAAAUGGUGGUAUUUGGCCUGGAGUUAGGAUCCCCAGUCAUGCCUUGUUUCUUUGGGCAAGUGGAUCAGAACUUACCACGAUAUUAGAAGCUGACCAUAUGCCUAACAAAUACAUCUCUAAAGAUCUUAGGAUUCAAUUGGCUAAAGCUAUUCCUGGUUUAAGACCAUGGGAGGUUCUAAGCAUUGAACAAGCGAUGGAUCAAAUAACAUAUGGUGGGGAGUGGUAUCGUGAACCACUUGGGACAUACACAACAGGUCCUCCAUACAUCAGGGACUGGAAUAAGGAUGUUAAGCACGUACUUAAUGUUUUCUUGAAGCUGAACUACCUAGUCUAUGACAAACUAUCGGCAACCAUUCCAGGUUUUAGUUCUGUAAUGGAAAAAGUCCACGCAGAGUCUUUGUCUAGACAGGCCUCACUACGGGAGAAAAAAGCUGCAGAGAAGGCGGCUCAGGAACAGGACUUGUAUUCCGGGCCUUCAUCAACUUUAUAGCAGUAUCUUGUGUUCUGGUUUUCGGGUGUGUACAGAAAACUAUGAAUACCUGGUACAACGAUUUUGAAGAGAAGACAGUUUACCUGAAACAUCUAAUGUUCUCAUACUGGUUACAGCUUAAUGUCCAGGC
This is a messenger RNA of Telopea speciosissima, 1835 nucleotides long. RefSeq names its product protein TIC 56, chloroplastic. The record is from RefSeq and is a predicted model, not a curated record. Bases 170 to 1705 code for a protein of 511 amino acids. NCBI's taxonomy places the organism in Eukaryota, Viridiplantae, Streptophyta, Magnoliopsida, Proteales, Proteaceae. The transcript has 5 exons.